This is a messenger RNA of Nezara viridula (southern green stink bug), 2342 nucleotides long. NCBI's taxonomy places the organism in Eukaryota, Metazoa, Arthropoda, Insecta, Hemiptera, Pentatomidae. The record is from the annotation of a GenBank genome assembly.
AUUUAUACCGACGUUCAUUAAAAUUUAAUGUGGUUGCGAGUAAAACAAUCUUAACAGGAAUUGAAUAAAUUUCGUUUUAAUGAAAAUCAUGCUUAAAAUACCUCAAUGCAGUUUUUACAUGAAAUAUUCUUACACGUUCGGGGUAAUGUUUUUUUUAGAUGGCAUUACAAUUCUAUAAUCGAUAAACAUACUGAAAGAGUACUGUCAAUUUUAUUAAAUUAGGUAUUAUGUAUUAAAUUUUUAAUUUGUAUUUGUUCGUGUUUAUCGAAAUUUACAAAUACGAAAACAAUUAUUUAAUUUUUUGAUUACAGAAAUAUUUCGCCCUUUUGAAGUUUCAUUUUGAAAGAAAAUUCGUAAAAAAAAAGAAAAGAAAAGAAAAGAAAAAUUAAACACAUGAUGUUUUUAAUGAGGUUUACAAAUACGGUUGGACGUUGGCAAAACAAACACAGAGAACAAUGCAGUAUAUUUCCAUGGUCCAACAGGUGAUGAACGAUCCUAAUUUACUCUGAACAGAUGAAAAUUCAGCAUUCAGAAAAAAGAGAAGGCAAACAAAAAACAGGCGAUUGACGAUUGACAAAGGUUUGUUAAAGAGUUCCCAACGAAUGAAAACUGAACUGAUCUGCAGCCUAUUCAAAAUAAUCAUUACCUUUCAGUUUCACUCGGUUGAAUGAUGCUACGUCGAACUUCUGUAUAUUGAACUUCCAUUCAUCUAAAAUCUCUAUGUAUCGAAUUUUUUUCUAAGAACCUUGAAUUUUUAUUAAAAAAAAAAAUAUACUACACGCCUAAAAUAAAAUUCUUUAAAUCGAAAAAAAUAAAAUCACGAAUUCAAAGGAAAAUUCAAUCGUUAUAAACAACAUUCAUUUUCGUAAAAGGGCUCACCCGAUUUUCCGGAAAAUCUGAACGGGAGAAUUGCGCCGGAUCCAACUAAAUAAAAUACAGUACACAAUCAAAGUCUACAAAUGAUGGAUCAGAUUUUAAUAAACAAAAUAAAAACCCACAAAAAUAGUCCGAUGGCAAUACCGAUUCAGUAAUUAAAAAAUUAACGAAGUAAUUCCUUUUCAACUCUUUCAUAUUUUGAUGAUAAGUUAGGUAGUUCUGUCUUUUACUUUAGGCAUGUGGUAAUUUUGUUUACUAUUUAACCUUUUAGCGAAAUAAAGAAUUUAUACAACGAUGCUUUUUUUAUCCAAUUUUCGAUUAUUUUAGACAUUCAUAAUCUCUACUUCAUUCACCAACGUUCACCUGAAUAGAAAACUGUUAUAAGUUCUAGUAUGUAUAGUUAGAAAAGGAAUUUAGUGAGAGAAUUGGACUAUAUUUUUAACGGCUAGUCUAAGAAAAAAAUUUACUUGAUUGAUCAUGCUAAUUAAAAUUAUGAUUUUAUGACAACCAAUGUUUUGAGAGUAAUAAAGCACCCCUGUUUAUAAAGCCCCAAGACAAAGGUUUUUUUGAUCAUUUAUAAGGAAUAGAUCUUUAUCUAGAAGGCACUGGAAACACUAAAAUAGUAAACCUAAGAUGGUAAACGCAGAUUAGAUGAUAUUAUUGAAAUAUCUUAUGACAUCUUAUGCAUUUUUUUUUAAAUGCACGGGCAUAGAACUUCAAAUCCUUGUCACUUUGACUGUAAAACGUUUAUUCUUAUGCCCAGUUGUUACGAAAAAAUAAUAUUUUCUUAUUAUUACUUAUUAGCAAAAAAUAAUAUAAGGAUCUAAACAAAUAGAAAAAAUUGUGCAUUAAUUUCUACACGCCACUAAACAAAAAACUAUAGCUUUGAGUGAAUGUUAUGAAUUUGUAAUUUUGUAAUACUGGAGAUAUGUGCAUAAAUAACACCACACAAUAACAAAGAAAUCGAUGGUUUCGGUUUAAGGGAUAUUUUAUUCUGGGGUUUUAAUAUAAAUCCAAUAUAAAAAAGAAAUAUAAAAAAACUUCCUGUUUUGGACAAGAAAUAGUUUACUAAAUGGCUUUUAUACUUUUGUCCCUCAAGAAUCGUUAUCGGGCACUCUAUCCGUUGACAGGUAAUACAUUGCAAUAUCUCAACAAGUCAACUGAUUACACUGAGCAUGAUAAAUUAAAUGUCGUCGACUUUAUAAACUUGGAAGAAUAAGUUUGGCCGGCCAUGUGGAUUCGGAUAGAGGAGGAUGAUAUACCCGAAAGAGUCCUUGAGGACAGGAUUGACACCAUCAGGAGGACCCAGACUAAGAUGGAUGGACAGCGUGACGGCUGACUCCAGAACACUUCUAGGAACAGCUACCUGGAAGCGUGCUGGAUCGAGCUGGAUGGCGGGAGCUACUAGAGGAGGCCAAGACCCAACCCGGGUUGUAGCGCCAAUUAGAUUAAUAGACUAUAACUGA